AGAAUACAUCCCGAAGGGGUGAGGCUUGCAGCAUUGUCAGAUGCAGCAUUAGCCAACCAAAAUGCAUUUUCUCAUUCGUUUGCUUUUUCUCCACGCUGCUCAACGAAAAGGGUCAAGAAAAGAAGCACCCGACGUCGAUCACGAGCAAAGCAGACGGUGUCAGCUCGUGGUAGACGGUAUUCCCCUGGAGGGGGCUCAUCUGAUGGGUCUUUGUACACGCCAAACGGCACGAUCCCUCCAGUAAAGCGAGCUGUGCACCCUCACGUGGAACGGGAUACUCUCCUUGCCUUGCGCCCAAUAAUCAAGGUCCACACGUGCGAACGGCGCCCGAGAUUGGUAAACUGCGCGAUCAUGCACUCGAGCCAACGGACAACGGAUGGCUUGUCGAGAUGCGAAUUCCGCCCUGUGACGACUUGGCUUUGCGAGGUCCGGCAUUUGCCACUACAGUGAUAUGCAUUCCCAGACACUCAGGGUUUCCAGCUCUGCGGACAGCAUUUGCUCGGCAACUUAACAGAGCCAACCACGCAAGCUGAGAGGCUACGCAACACCCGCGAAGUAGACGCAAAAAGGAAAAAGAAAAACAUAAAUCACACGAAAGCGGUAAUAAUACAACCAAGAAAUAGCCAUGGCUAAAUCCGAACAGCCCUUUUUACCCCGCUGGUAAAUGGUUGAUGUCACAGCUUAUCAUUUAGGGUAGGCCAGCAUAAAGCAAUCGAGAUGUGCGCCGCCCGACAUGACCCCGUGAGCUUGCGCCGCAGCGCCAUUUUGCUGGCCUGUGACGAAUGAGAUGCACAAGAAAAAUAUCGAUAAACAUGUCAUAGGUCGUUUCUGUUCGAAAUGGUGCACAGCUGCGUACAGAGUAUCGCAGCAUGGGCUGCCUCUGCGUCACCGUUUCCCAGAUGCUGCUAGUCAUUCGUCUUGACUCGACGACUUAGCUCCAAGGCUCGUCCCGGCGCUAAGCAAGGGGACUUAACUUGGCUGCCAGCACUGCCAGCGGGGUCUAGAAGCGCCUUUGCCCAUGUCUAAAGGCUUGUGCUGUGGAGAAGGGCGUCUGCAGCAGGCGAGAUUUCAGCUCCCCCAGUUUGCGGCGUACGCGACGCUGGCAAGGAUGUGCCCUCCAGCGACGCAUGGGUGGUGCGGCGACAAAUUCGAGAUUGGCUCCCUCGCCGAAGAAGGACGGCAAUAACGAGAAACAUGGUUCUCGAUACAUUGGGUUUUUUUUUUCGUCGGUGUCUAACUGUCCACGGCUGCAUUUCUCAACACAAUGCUGUUAUUUUGCUCCGCUGCAUGUGUCGCGCGGCGGUCGAAAAAAGGGUGGUUGCCUAGUCAACAGAACGGCGGCUAACCACAGUAAUGCACAACAUGGCAAAACCGUUAACACGUUUGUCGGGACGCGACUCGAAAGUAUCAUCUUUGCCUGGGUAGUCAAUUUCAACACCAGUUUACCACAAAGCUGUAGCACAUAUUCGCUUUUAGUACGCAUAAUUAAAAUAUCAUGGCUACUGCUGCUCUCGAGGCUCGUCUCAGCCGCCUGGCGGUGGACGACAACAAUCUGCCCAAGCCGGCUUCGAAGACAAAGAUUGUCCUGAAAUCUUCACAAGUAUCGCACGCACAGUCCCAGCAAUCCGCACUUAUCAAAGCCGCCAUCUACAAGCAGCAUCACAAGGCCACUGCCGCCAAAGAAACGCCUGAGCCUGAAGCCGAUGCAUCCAGCUCGUCCGUUUCUCUUACGCGUCAGCCUACAGCCGAUAAGUUUCAUUUGGGCAUGUUUGAAAUCGGCCGGUCUCUGGGUAAGGGUAAAUUCGGGCGCGUCUACCUUGCGCGCGACCGCCGCAGCGGCUUCAUCUGCGCGCUGAAGGUGCUACACAAGGACGAGAUCCUACAGGACCGCGUGGAGAAGCAAGUCAUGCGCGAGAUUGAGAUCCAAUCGCACCUCCGUCACCCGAAUGUGCUCAAGCUCUACGGCCACUUCCACGACUCGCGGCGUAUUGUACUCAUCCUAGAGUUUGCUGGCAAAGGCGAGCUCUACAAGCACCUGCAAAAGGCACGCCGGUUCCCCGAGUGGCAAGCCGCGCAGUACGUCGCCCAGAUGGCUGGUGCACUACGCUACCUGCACCGAAAGCAUAUUAUCCACCGCGAUAUUAAGCCCGAGAACAUUUUGGUCGGCAUGUACGGCGAGCUCAAGAUGUCUGACUUUGGCUGGAGUGUGCACGCGCCGAGCAGUAGACGCCGGACCAUGUGCGGCACUCUCGACUACCUACCACCCGAGAUGGCCGAUCCGCGCCGCGCAGAGGGUUACUAUAACGAAAAAGUCGAUGUAUGGUCGCUAGGUGUCCUCAUGUACGAGUUCCUUGUUGGUCAGGCACCAUUUGAAGAUACACCUGUUAUGACCAAACGACGCAUUGCCAAGGCCGAUAUGACGAUCCCGUCGUAUGUGAGUGCGGAAGCCAAAGAUCUCAUUCGACGCCUGCUUGUUCUCGAUGCCGAAGACAGAAUCCCCUUGGAUGACAUCCCCAAGCAUCCUUGGAUUGUCAAGUACUGCUCACAAGCAGACGGAUACACAUCGCGCAAGAAGUCAACAUAGAAAUCUCUCUAACAACAUCUUUCUGGCUGUUUUCUUUUUUUUCAAAUGGAGUUUUUAGGGCGGACCUGGGGGAGUUUUACGGCAUUUUAAAACGAGGUGUACUAUUAUUCAUUGUAUUUUUUUUAUGAACCAGAGAAUCUAGCAACGAAAAAUAAACAACAUGUUGCUUUUUGACUACGCCGAAAACAAAUACGCCAACCGAGAUUCCAUAAGCGAAUCAUGUACCAGUCCUUCGCGGCUUUAAUGUAUCCGCAUACUUGGGCAGUGUGUCUGCGCCGGGAGAUGAGCUCAGCCGGUGCAUAGGAAAAUUUGUGAUGGCCAUCCACUUGAAAAACAAGUCUGUUGGGACGACUUGUCGUUUUGUUCCUUCUGGCAAAGGCUGGAUAUACGGCUCCCAGUCCUUUGCUGUCUUGAGCAGCUCAUACGCAACGCCCAAGCAUCCGAUGACAGUAAUGGCCUGUGCCGGCGACCCAAUGAUGCCGUGAGCUUUUGCAACCAGGGGCUUUGAAUCACCGUCCAUGUCGAGCGCCCGAUCUAGCAGCUCUUCAACACCAAUCAUCUCCACCGCUGCCCUGAUGGAUUCCUGCUCGACCUCAUCUGCGUCAUCACCGCCAAGCGCCACAUAUGCGCGGUUGAUGGCAAAUAGGUAGCCGUCGUACACACAGAUAUGAUCCAUCAGACACCCCGGCUUCAGUUCCUCGCCCGUGUAUAUCCGCGUCCGUGGCGUACCGUCCUUGUGAGUAAGCGAGAUUAGGUCACCACACCACUUGUUAUACCAGGCGUUGAGGUUGGCGCGCUGUUGGGCAAGCCGCGUGAGCAAAUCUUGUCGUCUUGAUGGCACCGGCGCAUUAAAGUAGUCCACGCAAUCAGAAAUAAGACCGGCGUGGGCUGUGCCGAUGGUAAAGAGCGAUAUGAAGACUUCGGAUUUGUCGCUAUAUUUGCCAUCACUACGGUCGAUGAUGGAACGGAUUGUGUCGUGCCAGUCUGGGGACUCUAGGAACGAAUGCUCACCGCGGUAGUAGUCGUUGACAAUCUGAUAAAAAGAAGCAUAUUAGAGUACGGAACCAGGCGUGGUGGAACAAGGUAAUGAAUGAGCGCGACUUACCAUGCC
Molecule: messenger RNA, 3695 nt
Organism: [Torrubiella] hemipterigena
Lineage: Eukaryota; Fungi; Ascomycota; Sordariomycetes; Hypocreales; Clavicipitaceae
Source: the annotation of a GenBank genome assembly